AUGCGCACCGUCCAGGGUGACCUGGCUGAGGUCUUUGAGUGGUACGCCGCGCUGGGCCAGGUGGCCGUCAUAGCAGACAGGUUGGUGCUCAGCCUGCAGCAGUUUGGGCGGCUGGCGGCCGACACCCACGUGCGGCAGACCAACCGGGUGCUGUCGCUGGUGGAGGACGCGUUUUACGCCCUGUCAGACAGGGGGCGAGAGUCUGAGGCCGACGCGGCUUCCACGCGAGCUCUCAAGCCAUUCAGCAGCUGGCCGGCAUGA
Molecule: messenger RNA, 261 nt
Organism: Monoraphidium neglectum
Lineage: Eukaryota; Viridiplantae; Chlorophyta; Chlorophyceae; Sphaeropleales; Selenastraceae
Exons: 4
Coding region: 1-261 (86 amino acids)
Source: RefSeq, a predicted model, not a curated record